AUGUAUUUCCCCAUCAAGCAGUGGAGUCUGUUCUCUGACAUCCCAUCCAUUGUGAGCUAUCAUAGUUUUGAUUUCCAGCUAGGGAAAAAAUACUUAAUUGUUUUUUUUCUCUCUCUCAUCAAUCCAUGCAACAUACUUUUGAAUAACAACAUGUUUACUGUUGCCUUUUAUAGCAUCUAGCGUCUGCUACAGUCACACACACAGUCUUUAGACUAACAAACAUGUCCCUUUUUACAACCCCCUUGUCUGCGCUAGCUUGUUAAGGUGCAGCUAGGGCUGUGGCGGUCAUGACAUUUUGUCAGCCGGUGAUUGUCAAGCAAAUAACUGCUGGUCUCACGGCAAUUGACAGUUAAUUAACAUAAACACAUUUAGCAUCUCCUGUCUUCCAUGCAUAGCCUACAAGCCACUGAUGCAGACCUUUGGAACAUCUACAUUUAAAAAAGUCUAAUAAAAACAUGUAAUAUAGCCUACACCAUUACAAUAAAUCCAUUAUUUAUUUUAGACAGAUCUAAAGAAACAUGAUAUGAAGAAAAUGUAGUCUAUUUGAGAAGAACAGAAUAGCAUACUCUGCGUUGUCCUUAUGUUUAGGCCCUGAUCUGGCUAUGCCAUAUGGCUGUGGGCUACACUAGUUCAUUUAGCAGACAAGAUUUGCUUAGAAUUCCGUAGCAUUAUUUUAUAUUAUUUUUUAGUAUGAAGAAUACAAUUGAACAUAGCUGAAUUAAAUAGAAAGGAUAUUUUCUCCAAACGAUUUGAGGGAGUGCGCACAUGCGGCUAUUCUGUGUUGAGCGGUUAACAAAGAAACAGGUACUCCUAUAUGCUUAAUUUUAAUAUAUUCUAAGGCUGCAUGAUGCGACUAAUGAUGAUUUGAAAAAAGUUGCAUGAAAGGCAUGAGCUCUGCUUAGUUUUUUUUGCGCAGGCUGUACACACUUCAUCAGUCUCUCAUUCACAAUUUGACAAGCACUUGAUAAUGCGUCAAAUUUCCCGGCUGCAUCCCCUUUGUGUGGCCAUAAUCCCCUUUAAAAAAUCCAUGCCUUUUGCGGCCAGCAGCCGUUAUGCCUUUGGGCUGAAUAUAAUAAUUAUAAUUCCCUUCUCCCCGCUGCGUGCCGAAGGCCCUCUCACUCACAUGGCUCUCAGUCACGUGAUCGGGUCUUUCUCACAACCUACAAGUGAAGACAGACACAUCUUAUCCAAUUCCGAGGCGCAUAUUGAAGAUAUUGGAAGAACUGUCCACAUUUAUUUUUCGUCAGCCAACAAGAUGAGUAGGCCUAACGAACAGCAAAAGCACUAGCAUAUGUCAAUCUACUAUCCCCCAUAGUACAAAAGUUGACCUAUUCUGUGAAAUAAAUAAAUGUUCCAAACAUAGUCCGGGACAGUUGUGGGAUGCGAUAGAUCCCAAAUUAAUACAACCACUAGCAUAAUAAAAAACUGUUUUAAGCAAUGAGCCUUACGCAACAGAUGAGAGAACAUUUAGGCCUAUGGGCUAGGCUACAUGAAGUGUGUGACUAUGAUUAGAAAAAGUAGCAAAAUAAAAGCAUGCACUGUUUGCCUUAAGCUGGGCAUCAUUCACAAGUGAAAAUAUAUCAUUCACAAGUGAUAGGCUAAUAUUGUCACCCAUCACACUAUUCUUGAUUUAAUCUUGUCUUUACAUAUAUUAAAUAAUAUAUGUGUGAAAUUUGUUUUGAUUUAGAAUUGACCAUUAACAUGCACCUGUCUUGAAACAGGAGCAGUGGGAAAAUAAUACAUGUCAUCUAUGCACUUAAAUAGUGAAUGGAGGACGCUUUUCUCGUGGUUCAUUUUCAUGCCAGCCAGGUAGGCUAUACAUCUGUUUUAAAGAGAAGCAAUGUGCUUAAUAUUAGGAAGGUUGAGAAAUAUAUAUAGAUAUAGUAGGCCUAGCCUAUAGAAAGCUGAUGGGAUCAUGCUCUUUUUAAUAUAGGCCAUCACUCUGUUUUCUCACGCAUAGCCUAUAGAAAUGUUGCACAACAUGAGCUCAUGGGCUCUCAUGAAGUGUUUGAUUAUAUUUUUGAUUAUAUUUGCAUUGAUGUCAGAGUGAUUAGAGGGACAAUAGAGUGCGGAGUACCAGGCAGUUAGCAAGUUUGGUAGGCUACUAAUGACCAUCAGCAGCAUCAGAGCUUGGAGAAGCCUAAUUACUGUGACUAAACGGUCACAUGGAAUUUGACUGCCAUCAUGACUCGUGACCGCCGGUGUGGCGGUAAUACGGUCACCGUAACAGCCCUAAGUGCAGCUGAUACUAUAUUGGUCAGUGUGAGAACACUGGGCUGCGUUUAGAACACACUACACGUCACAUAGCAUGUGAUAAGAACUCGUACACGGUGCAGUAAUACAGGCGCGAUAACGACUCGUAUGUCCUUGGCUGCGUCUCACUACAUUCCCUAUAUAGUGCACUACUUUUGACCAGAGCCCUAUCGGCGUCUUCUCAGACAUCUUCAACCUGUCCCUGUCCCAGGCUGUAGACCCACCUGCUUUAAGGAGACCAUCGUCCCAGUGCCCAAGAAAAACAAGGUGACAUGCCAAAAGACUAUUGCCCCAUUGCGCUCACCUCAGUCAUCAUAAUGUGCUUUGAGAGCCUGGUCAUGGCCCACAUCAAGGCCAGCACACUGGACCCACUCCAAUUUGCCUACCGCUCCAACAGAUCCAGGGAAGAUACCAUUUCCAUCACUAUUCACACGGCCGUAACACAUCUGUACAAGAGGAACACCUAUGUGAGAAUGCUGUUCAUUGACUUCAGUUUAGCAUUCAACACUAGUGUUCUCUCCAAGCUCGACACCAAGCUCAGAGCCCUGGGUCUGGACACCACUCUCUGCAACUGGAUCCUGGACUUCCUGAAGGGCAAACCACAGGCUGUGAGGAUUGGCAACAACACCUCCUCCAUUCUGACUCUUAACACAGGGGGCCCCCUGGGGUGUUUCCUCAGUCCUCUGCUGUACUCCCUGUUCACCCACGACUGCGUGGCUUUGCACAACACUAACUCUAUCAUCAAUUUUGGUGACGGCACCACGGUUGUAGGCCUGAUAACCAACAACGAUGAGUCAGCCUAUUGGGAGGUAGUAAGUGAACUGCCAUUGUGGUGUCAUGACAACAACUCCCUCAAUGUCAGCAAAACAAAGGAUUUGAUUGUUGACCUCAGGAAGCAGAGGAGGGAACAUGCCCCAAUCCACAUAAACCGGACUGCAGUAGAGAGAGUCACGGGUUUUAAGUUCCUCGGCAUUCACAUCAACAAGGACUUGUCAUGGACCAACAAUACCACCACUCUUGUCAAGAGGGCGCAACAGCGUCUCUACUUUCUAAGGCAGCUGAAGAAAUGCGGCAUGCCGCCCCGUAUCCUCUCAAAAUACUACCGCUGCACCAUCGAGAGUGUCCUGACCGGUUGCAUCACGGCCUGGUACGGGAAUUGCUCCUUCCACAACCGCAAGGCCCUCCAGUGGGUGGUGAAGACGUCCCAGUAUAUCACUGGGACCAUGCUCUCACCCUUCCAGGACAUCUACUCGACACGGUGCCUGAGGAAGGCACGCAGCAUCAUCAAGGACACCACACACCCCAGCCAUAAGCUGUUCUCUCCAUUACUGUCGGGCAUGAGGUCUGAUACCAACAGGCUCAGAGACUGUUUCUAUCCACAAGCCAUCAGACUGCUGAACACUUGAACAGGACUGACCACCUGCUCUGAUUCUCCGCACCUUAGCACACAUGGACUCAAUCAUGCACACACCCACACACACACACAUAUAUAUAUAUAUAUAUAUAUAUAUAUAUAUAUAUACACACACAUUCAAGCUACACACACAUCCCAACUGCUGCUACCAGACUCUUAUUAUACUGCUCAAUUUAUACACUUGCCCCCCAUCCUCCCCUUCCCCAAUACACAGGUAAAUAUUGGACUAUAAAUUGUGCCUUCCUGUAUUAAACUUAAGCUAAUAUGUUUAUUCUAUUCUACUGCCAUUUUACAUUUACUUGUUCUUAAGUAAUUUAUUAUUAUUGUUUGCAUUGUCGAAAAGGAACCUGCAAGUGAGCAUUUCGUUGGACGAUGUAUACCAUGCGUAUCCCGUACGUACAACUAAUGUGCACUAUGUAAGGAAAAGGGUGCCAUUUGAGACAAAGCCACACAUUUUGGAGGCCGUUGGCAGAGGCUCAGCGAUUGGCCAAAUCCUCUUCCUCUCUCUCUGCAUUUGCUGUGUCCCUGUAUCCUGUGUCACCCUGUGUCCGGCUUGCUCUCUCCAAAAAGAGGGAAAGUGAUAGCCCUGGAGGAGGGAGGGGGAGGAUGGAGAAUGAGAGGGAGGAGGGAGAGAGGGGGUGGAAGUGAACUUCCGGAAGGAGGGUUGAAAGAAAUGUUAUGGGAGUCUUCCAGGGAUCUGGGGAGGAAGUAAUUUAAUUGUGUGUGUGUGUGUGUGUGGAAGACAAGCAAUGGGAGGUUGUUCUUAUGUCAAGGCUCUCUUCUUUCCUUCCUGUCUUUCUCUUUAGGAAAACAUUACGUCAGUGUGCACACUAUACAGACAAUAUGCAUAUGACUGUAUUCAUCAUGCCAUGGCAGAGGGAUGAAAAAACCUAUAGUGAAUCUUAAAGUGAAAAAAGACAUGUACUACAUGGUGUACAGUAUAUUGUCAAUGAAUAAAAUUGUUGAUGCACCUGCAGUGUGUAAAAAAAAAUAUAUUUUUUGCUGCACAUGCAACACAAAUGGCACACCUGAUUACCAACUUACUCAAAUGCGUCAUCAAAGGCGUCAAGACGUGCGGAAACACUGGUUGACACAAAGCCCUGCUUCAACUCAGGAUCCUGUUCUUUAAAUUAAAUGUAAACAUGUAUUAACGUAUCUAUUUGUGCGUGUGUGUUGUCAGUAUGCCUGGGCACAGACAUGAAGCUGGCCCUGCCCUCCAGUCUGGAGAACCACUAUGAGACCCUGCGGCUGCUCUACACUGACUGCCAGGUGGUGCACGGCAACCUAGAGAUCACACACCUUCGGGGCAAGCCGGACCUCUCCUUCCUACAGGUAUGUGUGUGUGUUCUUUGCAGGACUUUUUCCCCACCUGUUAUCAAUGCUAACAUCCCUCCCUUUCCCUAUUUUUUUUUCCCUCUCUCCCCUUCUUUCCUCCCUCACCCUCUCCUUCUCUCUCCAGGGUAUCGUGGAGGUGCAGGGCUACGUCUUGAUUGCCCGUGUGUCUGUGAGCGUGGUGCCACUGGACAAUCUGCGCAUCAUCCGGGGCAGCCAGCUGUACAACUCCAGCUAUGCUCUGGCUGUCCUGGACAACACCCUCCCUCAAGGGGGGGCGGGCCUAAGGGUGCUCCGCCUCCGCAGUCUCACAGGUGAAGGAGGGGCCAGAGAGUGAGAGGGAAGUCUUUUUGGGAUACAGGAGGGAUGUAAUCGUAACGCAAUGAAGGGAUUGAUUGGAUACUCAUAGGCCCUUUUUUUAUUCUUUAAAAGUGCAUCCUUCCUUCCUUUGUCAUAACCACUAAUUAGACAUGAUUGAAUAGGUGAAUGCAAGGGCUUUACCACAUGGCUUUUUCCUGUCCAGUCAUUUCUCAUCAGUGAUUACUUCAAUGAACGUAAUCUCUUGUUAGGUUUUUUUUGUCAGUUCCUCUGUGAACAUUUUGAACUGAGCCUUCCCUCCCUGUCCUGUUAACCCAAUAGAGAUCCUGCUGGGUGGGGUGCAUAUUUGGGGAAACCCCCAGCUCUGUUUCCCAGACCCCCAGCACAUGGAGUGGAGGGACACACUAGAUGAAAAGAACACACAUGCCAAGCAGCUCCGCCUUCAGGCCCGGUCCCCCAACUGUGAGUGUUCCUGUUAUGGGAGUGGACACGCGCACACACACACACACACACACACACACACACACACACAGUGCCUUCGGAAAGUAUUCAGACCCCUUGACGUUUUGCAGAUUCAAUUGUUUUUUUACUCAGUACUUUCUUGAAGCACCUUUGGCAGCAAUUACAGCCUCAAGUCUGCUUGGGUAUGACGCUACAAGCUUGGCAUGGCUGUAUUUGGGGAAUUUCUCCCAUUCUUCUCUGCAGAUCCUCUCAAGCUCUGUCAGGUUGCUGCACAGCUAUUUUCAAGUCUCUCCAGACAUGUUCGAUCGGGUUCAAAUCCGGGCUCUGGCUGGGCCACUCAAGGACAUUCAGAGACUUGUCCCGAAGCCACUCCUGGGUUGUCUUGGCUGUGUGCUUAGUGUCGUUGUCCUGUUGGAAGGUGAACCUUCGCCCCAGUCUGAGGUCCUGAGCACUCUGGAGCAGGUUUUCAUCAAGGAACUCUCUGUACUUUGUUCCAUUCAUUUUUGCCACGAUCCUGACUAGUCUCCCAGUCCCUGCCGCUGAAAAACACCCCCACAGCAUGAUGCUGCCACCACCAUGCUUCUCUGUAGGGAUGGUUCCAGGUUUCCACCAGACGUGACACUUGGCAUUCAGGCCGAAGAGUUGAAUCUUGGUUUCAUUAGACCAGAGAAUCUUGUUUCUCAUAGUAAAGGGUCUGAAUACUUAUGUAAAUAAUUUGCUAAAAUGUCUAAAAACCUGUUUUCGCUUCGUCAUUAUGGUGUAGAUUGCUGAGGAUUUUAUUUAUUUACACCAUUUUAGAACAAGGCUGUAACGUAACAAAAUGUGGAAAAAGUCAAAGGGUCUGAAUACUUUCCGAAGGCACUGUACAUCCCAAUGGUCAGUCAACUAUCCCUAUGAUUGAAGUGUGGUCAGUCUGUCUCCAGAGGUCAAUGUUCGGUCAGCAUAGGUGACCGUCUGUCAAGGCGUUGUUGACCGUCUUAUGUCUUUUGUCCCAGGUCCAAAGUGCUCCCCUGCCUGUGGAAAGAGAGGCUGCUGGGGAGAGACGGAGCAAGACUGCCAGACCCGUGAGUCUGUCUGUCUGUCCAUCCCUUCUUCUCUCAAUCUGUUUAUUUAUGUCUUUAUGUAUCCAUUCUGUCUAUGCCAUUUCUCGCCCAUCUCUUCUUUUCUGUGUAUCUCUUUUUCAUCACAUUUCUGGAUUAUAGAGAUUAAAUGGCAGCACAAUUUCUCAUCACAAUUCCCCCCCCCCCCCCUCUCUCUUUCUCUCUCCCUCUAUAGUGACCCAUGUGCACUGUGCGUCGGGGUGUCUGCGCUGUAAGGGACCCAAGCCCAAUGACUGCUGCCACAUGCAGUGUGCUGCCGGCUGCACUGGGCCCAAAGACUCAGACUGCCUGGUGAGAAUACUACCAUACCACACACAUACACACACACACACAGCAACUCCCUGUCUUAGUUCAAACAAUGUGUCUUGACUCUUGCCUCGAAUGUGUCAAUUUUCCUCUGUAUUGGUUCCUACAGUUGCGCCAGGAGAAAAUAGGGUGGUGUGUUACACACGCAUUGCAGCAAUUGUUUUGCCAAUACUGCAGCACAACCAAACUUUUUCAUUUCCUACGGACAAACUUCUAAAGAACUGCCUCUGUUUUACAGUCGUGCCGUCACUUCAACGACAGCGGGACAUGUAAAGACAACUGUCCGCCCCCCACCAUCUACGACCCAGUCACCUUCGUGUCCAAACCCAACCCCAACAGGAAGUUCAGCUUCGGGGCCACCUGCGUCAAGACAUGCCCCUGUAAGCUUGGCUUACUUUCCUGUAUAUAUAAAUGUCCCAUUUACUCUGUCUGUCUCUCUGUUUCUCUCGCUCUCUUUUUCUCUCCGGUUUUCUCUCUCUCUCUCUGUCUGUCUGUCUCUCUAAGGAAUUAUAUUGUCUCUCCAUCUCUAUCCCUCUCACCUAUUUCUUCUUAACACACUCUCUCUCAAUUAAAUUUAGGUCAAUUAAAUUCAAAAGGCUUUAUUGGCAUGAAGAGUGUAGCGACACAAACUGUACAUUGCCAAAGAAAACAUAUAGAAACAUAGAAAUAUGUCAAUGAUAUCUUAAAAUCAACAUCUCUCUCUCUGUAGAUAACUACCUAG
This is a messenger RNA of Coregonus sp. 'balchen', 7906 nucleotides long. Lineage: Eukaryota; Metazoa; Chordata; Actinopteri; Salmoniformes; Salmonidae. The record is from the annotation of a GenBank genome assembly.